Lagenorhynchus albirostris (white-beaked dolphin) is the source of this 2490-nucleotide messenger RNA. It is a transcript of the gene GALNS, whose product is annotated as galactosamine (N-acetyl)-6-sulfatase. The record is from RefSeq and is a predicted model, not a curated record. The transcript has 14 exons. Gene Ontology annotation, molecular function: N-acetylgalactosamine-6-sulfatase activity; arylsulfatase activity. Bases 91 to 1659 code for a protein of 522 amino acids. NCBI's taxonomy places the organism in Eukaryota, Metazoa, Chordata, Mammalia, Artiodactyla, Delphinidae.
GCCCCAUCGCCCAGCCGGAAGGGUCGCCCGCUUCGCCGGGCCGGGCCGUUCCCGCCGCUCCGGGGCUCGGUGGCGCUCGGCGUGGUUGCCAUGGCGGCGGUUGCUGCGGCGACGAGGUGGCGGCUGCUUCUCGUGCUGAGCGCCGCGGGGCUGGGGGUCACAGGCGCCCCGCAGCCCCCCAACAUCCUGCUCCUGCUCAUGGACGACAUGGGGUGGGGCGACCUUGGGGUGUACGGAGAACCUUCCAGAGAGACCCCGAAUUUGGACCGGAUGGCUGCGGAAGGGAUGCUUUUCCCGAACUUCUACACGGCCAAUCCCCUGUGCUCCCCUUCCAGGGCGGCUCUGCUCACCGGACGCCUGCCCAUCCGCAGUGGCUUCUACACCACCAACGGGCACGCGAGGAACGCCUACACUCCACAGGAGAUAGUGGGCGGCAUCCCGGACUCAGAGCUCCUGCUGCCGGAGCUGCUGAAGGAGGCCGGCUACACCAGCAAGAUCGUGGGCAAGUGGCAUCUGGGCCACAGGCCUCAGUUCCACCCCCUGAAGCACGGAUUCGACGAGUGGUUUGGAUCCCCCAACUGUCACUUUGGACCUUAUGACAACAAGGCCAGGCCCAACAUCCCUGUGUACCGGGACUGGGAGAUGGUUGGCAGAUUUUAUGAGGAAUUUCCAAUUAACCUGAAGACCGGAGAAGCCAACCUCACCCAGAUCUACCUGCAGGAAGCACUGGACUUCAUUAAGAGGCAGCAGGCAGCUCGCCGCCCCUUCUAUCUACACUGGGCCAUCGACGCGACACACGCGCCUGUUUAUGCCUCCAGGCCUUUCCUGGGCACCAGCCAGCGAGGGCGUUACGGGGACGCCGUCCGGGAGAUUGACGACAGCGUCGGGAAGAUCCUGCACCUCCUCCGGGACCUGAGCAUCGCAGAGAACACCUUUGUUUUCUUCACGUCCGACAACGGCGCUGCCCUCAUUUCUGCGCCUAGACAAGGUGGCAGCAACGGCCCCUUUCUGUGCGGGAAGCAGACCACGUUUGAAGGUGGGAUGAGGGAGCCUGCGAUCGCCUGGUGGCCCGGGCACAUCCCUGCCGGCCAGGUGAGCCACCAGCUGGGCAGCAUCAUGGACCUCUUCACCACCAGCCUGUCCCUCGCAGGCCUGGAGCCACCCAGGGACAGGGCCAUCGACGGCCUGGACCUCCUCCCCACCAUGCUCCAGGGCCGCCUGACAGACAGGCCGGUAUUCUACUACCGUGGCAACACGCUGAUGGCGGUCACCCGUGGCCAGUACAAGGCCCACUUCUGGACCUGGACCAAUUCCUGGGAGGAGUUCAGGCAGGGCGUGGAUUUCUGCCCCGGGCAGAACGUGUCAGGGGUCACCACCCACUCGCAGGAGGAGCACACUAAGCUGCCGCUGGUCUUCCACCUGGGACGAGACCCCGGGGAGAGGUUCCCCCUCAGCAUUGCCAGCACCGAGUACCUGGACGCCCUUCGCCAGAUCACCCCGGUUGUCCGGCAGCACCAGGAGGCCUUGGUCCCCGGACAGCCGCAGCUCAAUGUGUGCAACCGGGCGGUCAUGAACUGGGCGCCCCCGGGCUGCGAGAAGUUAGGGAAGUGCCUGAUGCCCCCGGAGUCUGUCCCAGAGAAGUGUUCCUGGCCCCACUAGCACCGGCUUGGGCUCAGGACAGGAGCCUCAGGGCUCCUGUGCUGCAAGAGCCCCAGCUCCCUCUGCCCUGACUGCUGCCAGACGGACGGCACCUGUAGCCAGCAGCAGGACCCGCAAGACUACGCAGCCCAGCCCUGGAGUCAGCUCCCAGCCCACCGGGCCUGUCUGACUCUACAGCCGCAGGCUCACAUCAGCCCCUGAACCGGAGGCUGCCUGCCUCAUGUCCUCCGCUCUGCUCCAGCUACCUCCCAGCUGCCUCUUCCAGGGCCUGAGCUCUGCCGCAGGACCCAGAGGCCUGACUCGCCGUGGCUGCCCCUGCAGUCCCCUCAGGACUUCAGCCCUGGUGUCAAGGGCGGCCGUGCCAAUCCUGCGUUGCCCCUUGGCGCUGUGCACAGGGGAUACCCCAGCGCCCCUCCCCCCACCAUGGUCGAGGGGUGUGAACAUGAAGGGGGAGGAGGCCAAGGGCCUCCCUGUCCCGGAGGAGCCUCGACAGCCAAGGCCUCCCCAGUCCAGCGCGGACAGCUGAAGCCAUCAGCUUCCCUGGAGAUCAGGACUCCCAACCCCAGCACACCGUGGGGCCCGCCUGUGCUUCAGCACUCCCGUCCUCGGGCCCAGGGUGGCAGCGCUUGAGGACGAGCCCAUUCACCAGCGAAAUCAGGAGAGCCUGAGCAGGACUGUGAACGGCCUCCAGGGACUUCCCCUUAAGGCUCGUGGGUCGUUUCCAUUGUGUGGAGUUUCCACUCUGCAGCCUGUCACACCAACUCUGUACUGUUGUUAAGACUUGGGAAAUUAUGAAGAGAACAGGUUUAGAAUAAAGUAACAGGCAUUUUA